AUGACGAUUCGUGGGCUUCUCGAUAAUCGUGUUGAUAGCGACUUCUGCGCAGCCUUUGAGUCAUGGAGAGAUUUAUUGAUAUAUUUAUUGGAUCUAUCGGAACUUACGGGGCUCGAACCCGCAUCUUCCGCCUUGACAGGGCAUCGGGUGUUCAGUGAUUUGGUCACACUUUUGGGUGGUGCUGUAGCUGGAAUCCAUUUCAUGACAGAUGAGCACUUUGGCAUAAGUGUAGUUGAAUACAUGGCUGCUGGCGCGAUACCAAUUGCACAUAAUUCAGCUGGCCCAAGGAUGGAUAUUGUGUUACCAGAAGAUUCGAAGCAGACUGGGUUCCUUGCCCAGAGCGUAGAGGAAUAUGCUGAAGCCAUUAUUGAAGUCAUUAAGAUGCCAGAGAAUGAGAGGCUGGAGAUAGCUGUUGCUGCGAGGAAGCGAGCCUCCAUGUUCUCAGAGCAAAGGUUUUAUGAAGAUUUUAAGGCUGCUGUGCGACCAAUCAUUUGUGAUGGUACCAAAUGA
Messenger RNA from Nicotiana tabacum (common tobacco), 510 nucleotides. NCBI's taxonomy places the organism in Eukaryota, Viridiplantae, Streptophyta, Magnoliopsida, Solanales, Solanaceae. The record is from RefSeq and is a predicted model, not a curated record.